Molecule: messenger RNA, 6940 nt
Organism: Mobula hypostoma (lesser devil ray)
Lineage: Eukaryota; Metazoa; Chordata; Chondrichthyes; Myliobatiformes; Myliobatidae
Gene: cers1
Product: ceramide synthase 1
Exons: 7
Coding region: 760-1842 (360 amino acids)
Biological process (GO): ceramide biosynthetic process
Cellular component (GO): membrane
Molecular function (GO): sphingosine N-acyltransferase activity
Source: RefSeq, a predicted model, not a curated record
ACCGAUCAAACACAUGUAUAAGAUCGCCAAUACUUUAUAUCAAUUGAGAAAUGCUCGGAUCUUGACCUUUCAAUGUAACAAUUAUUGUAAAUGCGGGAGAAGGCGGAAAUGAGAAGAUACGGCAAAGGCUAUAUAUUGGAGUCACGUGGAUCGCUUUCCCAUUGUGGGAGGGUCUUAUUGCCAUCCGAACGUGAUCAGAUUGCCAAGAAAGAGUCAUUCUGUUGUUCCCGUUCUUUUAAAAAAACGUGACCAGCCUGUCAAAACUAGAUUGUCGCUUGCUCUUGCGAUGCGCCCGUGCACUGCAGGAACAGACUGAAUAAGGCGCUGGAGCAGGUCGGAAUCACAGACAGAAACUGACCCAGGAGCAGGUGAAAUUGGCAAGAAACCGCAGUGGGAGACGAGCAGUCUCAAAACUCCGCUGAAAUCUCUGCUGCUGAAAACCCGAAGCGAUACUUUUGUCAUUAAUGAAUAUUUAAUACAGCGGGGAUCUCUCGGCCCUGUUGAAACAGACCAGUAUGGGCUUUCGGAUCGUCAGAUACAAAGACAACGAGAACAGGACUUGAUGCACGUAACAAGUAACUGCAAACCGCAACAUUUCCGGGAAAAAAAUAGGAGAGAAUAAGGAAUAUUCAUAUUGUGUGAAGGCGACUGGGAAUUGGACGUAUUACUUCAAUUUCAACCAAGUAUCUCCUGCUGACAGUGAAGGGCUUGUUUCCUCCGUUUCUGGAAUUAAUAACUGAGUUUUUAAUUGAUUACUAAAUGCAGGCUGGGGGUCGAGAGCAGGCGAUCAGAAUGGUAGAGCCGAUGCCUAGUUAUGGCGAGAUGCUGUUUAAAAGCUUCUCUUGUAUGAACACUGCGGUAGCGGAGUGCAAGGACUGCGGGUUCGAGCUCUCCAAGCGGACCCUGUUGGAAAAUGCCUCCAUCACGACUACCGAGGGGCUCCUGUUCCUCGUAUGUGCAGUGGGAUGGACCCUCCUACGCAAGGCUGCCUCGCGUUAUCUUUUCCAGCCACUAGCUCACUGGUGGGACCUACAGCCCAGGGAUGUGGCCAAGAUGCCGGAAAGUGCUUGGAAGCUGAUUUUCUACACUGCCUCCUGGUCCUACAGCACCUACCUGCUCUUCCUCACGGACUAUCCCUUCUUUCACGACCCACCGUCUGUCUUUUAUGACUGGAGAGCAUCAAAUGAUGUCCCAAAAGACAUAGCAAUCGCUUACCUGGUCCAGUGUAGUUUCUAUGGACAUGCCAUCUAUGCCACAAUUUAUAUGGAUGCCUGGAGAAAGGACUCUGUUGUGAUGCUGAUCCAUCAUGUGAUAACACUGGCUCUUAUUGCCUUCUCCUACGCCUUCCGGUACCACAACAUUGGAAUCCUGGUCCUUUUCCUGCAUGACAUCAAUGACAUUUUACUUGAAUUCACAAAACUCAAUGUUUACUUGAAAAACAGAGCUGGGGUCUACCACCGACUAAAUGAUGUGGCUUCCAAUAUUGGAUGCUGCACCUUUGCUGUGAGCUGGUUUUGGUUCCGACUUUACUGGUUCCCCCUCAAAGUGCUGUACGCCACCUGUUACUCCAGCCUUCAGUCUGUCCCCAAUAUCCCUUUCUACUUUUUCUUCAACAUUUUGCUGUUUGCCCUCACUCUGAUGAAUAUCUAUUGGUUUCUGUACAUCAUGCUGCUUGUAGUGAAGGUCCUGACUGGCCAGGUUUCGGAGGUAAAUGAUGUCCGGGAGUACGACGUAGACGACAGACGCAAACCAGUUGUGCACAAGGAAUAUGGCCGCCUGAAAAACUCCUGCAAAGAUGGAUGGCACCAGAGAAAUGGGAUCAUCAAGGAUAAAUGGUUAUAAUGCAGCGCAGGGAUUACUGGACAUGAUAGCCAUCGCCGUGUUUACAAGGACUUCUGAAUCCGGAUUUGUUCAGAAUGAAGGGCUGAUCCCAAUUUGUCUGUGACUUCCUUGACUGAGAUCGAAAGUUGGGGGAUGGGAUGUGGGUGGGAAGGAUUCUGCUGAGGCAGCAUCUGUUUUAAUCUCUGGUUACCCGAAGCCUGUUUGGAAAAGUAAUGCUCUCCUAUGUCUUAAUUUUUCUUUAAAUAUUGUGAACUGUUUCUUUAUUUGCUAAAGUCUAUGCUGUAUCUGAUUCCACCUCCCCACGCCCCCCCCCAAGAAUUCCCUCAGUCUGGCUCUUUGCUCUCUGGCUUUGUACCUAAGGCAUCCUUGCGAAGUCCCAGUGACAUUAUUGGGCACCAAAUAGUCCUUCCAUAUGAGGUGACACUUCACCUCAACUGGAUCUGGUGUUCCCAGUGUGGCCUCCCCUACACUGGUGAGACCUGACAUAGACUGGGAGACUAGUUUGUUGAGCACCUGUUCCAUCCACAACAGGCAGGACUUCCCAGUGGCCAACCAUUUUAAUUUCAUUCCCAGUUCCCAUUCUGACAUGUUGGUCCAUGGCCUCCUCAACUGUCACAAUGAGGAUGUUCUCAGGGUGGAGGAGUGGCACCUCAUGUCCGCCUGCAUAGCCUCUAACCUGGCAGUAUGAACAUUGAUUUCUCUAAUACACAGUAAUUUCUCCCCCAUUUUCUCUAUUUUCCAUUCCUCAUCCCAACUCCCCCUUACCCCUUCUUCUCACCUCACUAUCACCUCCCUCUGGUGCCGCUCCUCCUUCCCUUUCUCCCAUGGUCCACUCUCCUCUCCUAUCAGAUUCCUUCUUCUUCACCACUUUACCUUUUCCACCUAUCAGCUCCCAGCUUCUCACUUCAUUCCCCCGCCCUCCACCUCACCUGACUUCACCUGUCACCUUCCAGCUUGUACUCCUGCCCCUCGCCCUACCUUCUUAUCCUGGCUUCUUCCCUUCCUUUCCAGUCCGAACAAAGGGUUCUCAGCCUGAAACAUCAGCCAUUUAUUCCCCUCCAUCAAUGCUGCCUGACCUGCUGAGUUCCUCCAACAUUUUGUGUGUGUUGCUCUGGAUUUCCAGCAGAAUCGCUUGUGUUUAUCAUAUGGGGCUGAAUGGUCUCUAUCUGUUACCACCCUUCAUUUGUCAAGCACUCCUAGUGAUACCUUGGCAGUGGCCCUCCCCCUCUUCCUUACCUAUGCACCUGAGUGAAGGGCUGCCAUCACAUUCAGAUUUAGAAGUCUUGGCAGGAGCUUCACUCCUUUCUCCCCCUUAUCGCGAACAUCCAUGUCACAAACCUCCAGUAUUACAUUGCAAAGCUCCAUAGAGCUUGUAGGCAUUCUGUCAAUAAUAAGGCGAAUUCUCUCACAAUGUACGUCACCAAGAUGAAACUCUUCCUCCCAGCCUCUCACUUGAUCUUGGGGAGAUCUCCAUAUCUGGCACGGCCCCCCCACCCUCAAGUGGGGACUUUGCCUGUGGAUGACCCUUCGCCCUCCCCAUAGGAAAUGGGAAAGAGUGCUCAGUUAAGCCACAGCAUCCCUGAGUUAAGGAAGGGGGACACUGGUUGAGAGUUUCUUCUCAACUGUCACCAAGUAAACACGGCAGGUUUGAAGUGGGAUGGACAGAGACACCACAGUAUGGGAGAACACCUGUGAAGGAGAAGAUUAAAAUAGUUUUUGAUGAUUUCACACCCAUGAUGUAAAAUUCCAGUUAGGUCCAGACAUUAACAAAAGAAAAUCGGCAGAUGCUGGAAAUCCAAGCAACACACACAAAAUGUGGGAGGAACUCAGCAGGCCAGGCAGAAAAGUCCAGUCAAUGUUUUGGGCUGAGAACCUUCAGGCCAGACAAUGUCACUUUUUAUCAUCAUUAAUAUUGCGCACUGUCAUGAGGUAUCAUUAAUUUCCAUGUUCCAGUUCCUCCCCCCUCCCCAUUUACACCCCUCCCAUCUUGUUGAUGGUACUGAACGAAGUUACUUCUUCUCAAAGCACAAGCUGAACUUGAUCCAGGUGACCACUGAGAACAUAGGAAUAGGAUGAGGCCAUUCAGCCCCUCUAGUUUGUUCUGCCAAUCAGUUAAAUCACGCCUGAAAUGCCUGUUGACAUCUCGACUCCCAUCCCUUUACUGUGUUUCCAUGACCUAACAAAAAUCUGCCAGUCUGGAAUUUACAAUGGACCUGUCACUUUUUUUGAGGAAAACAAUCCCAGAUUUCCCUACUGUAUGAAGGAAAUCAGCAUCUAUCAUUUCUGUCUAUGCUGCUAACUUAAUCAGAGGAAUAUCCAAGGCCACAGAUCCUAUUGCUAAGUGUUGUUUGUGCAUGGAUACUAUUGAUAAAUGGGAUCAGGCUCAAUUUUGAUGUGUUCAGUGUUAACUAACCUUUAAGAAGCCUGUACUCAGGAAGACCAAUCAAGAUGGAUGAUUGGAAGGGCUGGGACUGCAGAGUGAUUGGGAACCAUGGAACUGCAAGCUGCUGAAGAAGGUGGAAUGGAAAUUCUAUUAUUCUCGGACUCCUGAGUCCAAGUCAAGCCUUGGUUCCACUGGGAAGAUGGAUUUACCUUUUUGUUAAUUUAGAGAUACAGGAUGGUAAAAGGCUCUUUCGGCCCGCACAUCCAAUUACACUCACGCAACCAAUUAACCAACUAACGCAUACAUCUUUGGAAGGUGGGAGGAAACAGGAGCACGCGGAGGAAACCCAUGCAGUCAAGGGGAGAACAUACAAACUUCUGACAGACAGCAAUGGGAAUUGAACCCAGGUCACUGGCACUGCAAUAACAUCACACUAGCCAUUAUGCUACUCUGCCACCUUUAGAGAAGUUAUUAGCACUAUACAGGGAUCUUUGAGAGGCAAGAAAGAAAUAAAUUUUAAUACAGCUAUAGAGGGAGCUAGGCAGCCAGUCAGUCAGACACUCCCCUGACCAAUCGGUGAAACAAGAGAAUCAUCCCUCUCAUCACUGUUGAAGAACUCCCGGUAGCUCACUGGAUUACUGGGGGAAUGCACUACAGAGAGUACCCACAGCCAUCUGAAGCACACAGUCCCUGGCCCAUUUAUAACCAGCUAAUCUUAGUCCACACGUCUAAGCAUUUGUAUCACAAGAGAAAAAUUCAGCUUCUUUGCCCCCUGGUUUACCAAACAGGAAGGAAAUUGGAGGAAAGUCUCAUGCAAACAGGGGCAUCAAGAAACCACUAAAAGUCAACAGAAUGGUUUUCUGAAAAAGAAAUGUGAGAAGUAGGAGCUGAAGAAGUCAUUUGGCUCAUUGCGCCUGCCCCAUUAUUCAUCCGAUAAUGCCGUCAGCUCUACUUUCUGCCUGAUCGCUACUACAGUCAAUUCUGGUAAUGUCCAAUAAUCUAUCUGAAUCCUCCUCGAAUAAACUCAUUGACUGUGUCUAUGUCUCUGGGGUGGAGAAUUCCAAAGAACCAUAACCCUUUGGGAGAAAAUUCAUUUACAUUUCCAACCUAAAUGAUGACGACUUAUUCUGAAAGUGACUCUGUAGUGAUCAAGAAUUUUUGACUUUCUCCUCACCUCAAUCACCAAAAUGUCUUGACAUUGAUUGCACCACCCAAACAUCUACCUGAGAUAAAUUCAUCCAAGCUAACAAUCAAGGUUUAAAGCUGUGAACCACUAGACGAGAAGACCCAUUGGGAGAUCCUUCAAGAGCAUUCAAAAUAUGGGCGAUAAUGAGGAGACAUGCAUGCACUGAAUAUAUUUACAGUAAUCCUCAGAAGGUGACCAUGUUUGCUCUGAGGCAGCAGUCCAGUUGAUGGUCUUUCCUGUUUUGUAUGUCCCUCCAGUUAUUCUCCCUGCCACCGUGUCACCAAGAAUGGGCAUAAAUCUUUAACCGCGAUGAUGUGACCCUUUUUUCCCACUUGUGUGCCAAUUGUGUUGCCUGUUUCUGCAUGUCUUCCUGAUCCACAGUAGACCACUUGCAACUGUGUGCUAUUAGGACAUAAAUAAUUCGUUUAAAAAAAAAUAAAAAGAGUAAACAUUACCAUUUGUGGUGCCUCUUUGUAAAUUCGUGCUAAUGUGCAACCCCUGCUGGGUAGCUUUACAGGAAAUUAAAUAUAAAUCACUUGUAAUAAUUAUUAAUAAUUGGAUAAUGGAAGCCAGAAGAUUAAUUCUGGGAGGAUGCAUUGAGCCAGAUAGAAAUAAGGUGGAUUCUGGUUAAUUGGGUCAUUGGUUAAUUGGGGCUGCUGCUUAGAUGGGACAAUUCUUAAAGAACAAAAACUAAUCAAGAAAAUAGCCAAGAUUCCAUUCCUUUUUGGGACAUUAUACCACUUAACUGGGACAGGAGACUACUGCUGAACAGUCCCUAACAAGCGUAAGUCGCAUGCACAUGUUGUGGCCCUUAAACAGCACACUAUGCUGAGAGCAAACAGUUUUUAAAUAGCGUCUUGUGUGUAUUUGUGUUCAAAAAGCAGUGACUUGUCACCGACAGUUAGGGAGAAAUAAGCAGUAAGACCAUUCAGAACUGUUUUGCUCACUGUGGGUUUAAGCACUCAGGCUUGGAGAUACCAGAAAUGGCCGGGAGUGAAAAUGAAACAAUUUCACCACUUCCACAAGUUAGGAGGUAUGCAGAAUUUGAAGGUAUCGACAAACAUCUUUAAUGUUGCAAUGAAAAAAAGAUUUGGAGGAUGCAAUCGUUGAAAGCAUUGUAUGAAGGUAGUCCAUUAUCUGCUAUAGGUGUCUGUGCUGAUUUGUUCACUUACAGUCAAUCAAAAGAACAUGGCAGUGUACACUGGGUGAAAUGCUUUAUUGAUAACUAUUAGGAACUGAAACAACUUUAUAGUACUGUGGUACUAUGAGUAGAGUUCUAAUUUGUUCUGUAUUUCAUUUAAAUACAUAAUUUGUAACUCAUUUAUAUGGUGGUUUGUCUUUUUUUACCUUAUUAAAUAUUCCAAGAAGCUUUGGCUGACUGGGGCAGCCACUUAAUUGGGCUAAAAUGUACUGGUCCCGAUAUGUCUCAAUGAUGCAGAAUCCACUGUAUAUCCAAAAUGCAAUGGGGCCCCCACGCCCAUUUUGGUAUUUGGUCCUUUGAUGUAAGCUGUUGCUCUAAAAUAAAACAG